Calidris pugnax (ruff) is the source of this 367-nucleotide messenger RNA. It is a transcript of the gene TIMM29, whose product is annotated as chromosome unknown open reading frame, human C19orf52. Lineage: Eukaryota; Metazoa; Chordata; Aves; Charadriiformes; Scolopacidae. The transcript has a single exon. The record is from RefSeq and is a predicted model, not a curated record. The annotation marks the transcript as partial. Gene Ontology annotation, cellular component: TIM22 mitochondrial import inner membrane insertion complex. Gene Ontology annotation, biological process: protein insertion into mitochondrial inner membrane.
GCCCUUUACGCCGCCCGUUGCCCCCUCCUGCGCCCCCCCUUUUGGAAGGACCUGCCGGCCCGGUUGGUGGACGUGGGGUUCGGGGGUCGCUGGUGGGUCUUGGGGUCCCGCCUGCGCGACUGCGACAUCAACGAGGAGGAGUUUUUGGGGCUCCCCCCACCCCUGAGGCGCCUGGACCCCCAAAAUCUCCGCUCCCACCGCAACGAGGAGCUCUUCCUGGAGAAGUUCAAGCCCGUCCUCCUCAGCCCCGAGGAGAUCCGGGGGGAGGGGGGGGACGGGGAGCACUGAUUUGGGGGGCUCGUUAGCCCCCCCCGAGUUCUCGUUUGUAACCCCCUCUCUUCUUUAAAUGGCAUUUCUCAUCCAUCAA